Molecule: messenger RNA, 2399 nt
Organism: Macaca mulatta (Rhesus monkey)
Lineage: Eukaryota; Metazoa; Chordata; Mammalia; Primates; Cercopithecidae
Source: RefSeq, a predicted model, not a curated record
GCCCUGUCUCAAAAAAUAUAAUACUUGACCCAUUGCAAGAUCUUUCCAUGCACAACAGCUGUUCUUGUAUUACUCUUCCAGGAUGAAUUGCACGGCCUGCUCCCUUGGGUUUCCAGGUCACGGGAGAUGAGCAAAACUGAAUGAUCUCAGUAGGCCAAGAGCAAAGGACGUGGGUCCAGACCUGGUGGCCAGUUGCUUGUGAUGGGAGCUGGGCUGGAGUCGCCAAGUGCCACUAGUACUGACAUCUUUUAACUAUGUUCAUUGUGACUUGUUUAUUUAUAAAAGUAACCACUGCGCCUUGGUGUGGACUGAACUCUGAACUCCAGAUGCAUGCGCUGCUUCAGGGUCCUGAACAUCGAUGGAUGUUUCUACUUCAUUCCCUCCUCAGCCCAGCUGGUCCCACUCUGCGACUGUGCUCUAGGCAUUUCAUCUCAACUGGGUGACAUACUUGAAUACAGCAAUUAUGAAAACAGCAACCUCAGAAGAACAUCUGGCAUCCAGACCUCGCCAGCCUAUUUACACAAGACCAUCAACAAGAUUUCAAGGCUUUAAAGAAAGGAGCUGCUUCAGGAAGAGACAAAAUGACUUGACCGCUAUAACCUUCAAGUGCAGACUGGGCGAAGAGCCCAGCCUGACUCCUGGAGAUUGUGAAUAGCUCCAUCCAGCCUGAGAAACAGGCCGGGUGGCUGAGCCAGGCUGUGCUCGGAGCGCCUGACAGGCCCAACAGACCCAUGCUGCAUUCGGAGACCUCCCCUGGCCGGGGGCACCUCCUGGCUGUGCUCCUGGCCUUCCUUGGCACCACCUGGGCAGAGGUGUGGCCACCCCAGCUACAGGAGCAGGCUCCGAUGGCCAGAGCCCUGACCAGGAAGGAGAGUUUCUUGCUCCUUUCCCUGCACAACCGCCUGCGCAGCUGGGUCCAGCCCCCUGCGGCUGACAUGCGGAGGCUGGACUGGAGUGACAGCCUGGCCCAACUGGCUCAAGCCAGGGCAGCCCUCUGUGGAACCCCAACCCCGAGCCUGGCGUCCGCCCCGUGGCGCACCUUGCAAGUGGGCUGGAACGUGCAGCUGCUGCCUGCGGGCUCAGCGUCCUUUGUCGAAGUGGUCAGCCUGUGGUUUGCAGAGGGGCAGCGGUACAGCCACGCGGCAGGGGAGUGUGCCCGCAAUGCCACCUGCACCCACUACACGCAGCUCGUGUGGGCCACCUCAAGCCAGCUGGGCUGUGGGCGGCACCUGUGCUCUGCAGACCAGGCAGCGAUAGAAGCCUUUGUCUGUGCCUACUCCCCCGGAGGCAACUGGGAGGUCAAUGGAAAGACAAUCGUCCCCUAUAAGAAGGGCGCCUGGUGUUCGCUCUGCACAGCCAGCGUCUCAGGCUGCUUCAAAGCCUGGGACCAUGCAGGGGGGCUCUGUGAGGUCCCCAGGAACCCUUGUCGCAUGAGCUGCCAGAACCACGGACGUCUCAACAUCAGCACCUGCCACUGCCACUGUCCACCUGGCUACACUGGCAGGUACUGCCAAGUGCGGUGCAGCCUGCAGUGUGUGCACGGCCGGUUUCGGGAGGAGGAGUGCUCGUGCGUCUGUGACGUCGGCUACGGGGGAGCCCAGUGUGCCACCAAGGUGCAUUUUCCCUUCCACACCUGUGACCUGAGGAUCGACGGAGACUGCUUCAUGGUGUCUUCAGAGGCAGACACCUAUUACAGAGCCAGGAUGAAAUGCCAGAGGAAAGGUGGGGUGCUGGCCCAGAUCGAGAGCCAGAAAGUGCAGGACAUCCUCGCCUUCUACCUGGGCCGCCUGGAGACCACCAACGAGGUGACUGACAGUGACUUCGAGACCAGGAACUUCUGGAUCGGGCUCACCUAUAAGACCGCCAAGGACUCCUUCCGCUGGGCCACAGGGGAGCACCAGGCCUUCACCAGUUUUGCCUUUGGGCAGCCUGACAACCAGGGGUUUGGCAACUGCGUGGAGCUGCAGGCAUCAGCUGCCUUCAACUGGAACGACCAGCGCUGCAAAACCCGAAACCGCUACAUCUGCCAGUUUGCCCAGGAGCACAUCUCCCGGUGGGGUCCAGGGUCCUGAGGCCUGGCCGCACAGCUCCCUCGCCUGCCCUGGGUGCACCGGCUCUGCUUACCUGUCUGCCCACCUGUCUGGAACAAGGGCCAGGUGAAGACCGCAUGCCUCAUGUCCAAAGAGGUCUUAGACCUUGCACUCUGCCGGAAGUUGGGCAGAGAGAGGCAUGGAGGCCAGUGAGGGCCAGGGAGUGAGUGUUAGACGCUGAAGGAGAAGACCCCGCCAGUGAUCCAAAGAGGCUGCUCUCUUCUACCUGGCCCAGGCCCUGUGGGGCAGCGGAGCUUCCCUGUGGCGUGAACCUCACAGGGUAUUAAACUAAGUUAUGAAUCAGCUGAA